AUGUCGUCUCCUACACCUGAGGACACCCCACUCCAGGAGCCUGAGCUUGGACACUCUAGCUGCAAGCAGCAGCAGCAGGAGAAAAGGCCACAGCAAGAGGCCAGCAUCCGGGCCCUCACUAGAGCUGGUCACAGGGCCCUGCGGGCUGGCCAGGGUCACAAGGCCCUGAGCAGCUUCCAGAAGGCCUUUGUGCUAGCCUCUGAGGCCUCCUCACAGGGGGACAGCCCUGUGCUUCGGGCUUGUGCCUUCAACUUGGGGGCUGCCUAUGUGGAAACUGGGGAUCCAGCCCAAGGCCUGGAGCUGCUCCUGCGUGCCCAGCCGGAGGAGGAGGCACAGGGCAGUCACCAUGGAGACCAGUGUUUCAAUGUGGCUGUGGCCUACCACACCCUGGGCCAGCUGCCUCAAGCUUUGGCCUGGUACCACAGGGCCCUGGGCCAUUACCAGCCUCAGGGAGACAGGGGACAGGCUCAGGCAAAAAUGGGAGCCUGCUAUCAGGCUCUAGGACAGCCUGAGCAGGCCGCCCAGUGCCUGCAGGAAGCAAGCCGGGCCUACUCCCGAGCUGGGCAGCCCCGGGCUGCAGCCAUGGCACUGGGGGCUGCGGCAGAGUGCAUGCUCAAGAGUGGGCAACAUGGAGUGGGCGAGGUAGUGCAGGUGCUAGAGGAGAGCCGGAGGCUUGCAGACAGGAGCGCUGAGCCGCAACUGCUGGGUCAGCUCUAUAACGACCUCGGCCUGGGCUACUCCAAACUCCAGCUGUUCCCUCUGGCCGUGGAGGCCUUCCAGCAGGCACUGGCCCUGUGCCAGGGGUCCUGGGAGCGGGCCACGGUGUUGGGAAACCUUGGGAUGGCCCACAGUGCCCUUGGUAACCAUUGGGAAGCCCGGGAGUUCCAUCACAGAGCUGCCAGCCUACAUGGCUCUGCAGGGCGGCGGUGGGAGCAGGGUCGGAGUUUCGGCAGCCUGGCCUUUGCGCUGAGCCAGCUGGGAGACCACGAGGCCGCCAGGGACAACUACCUGCACGCCCUGCAGGCAGCCCGAGACACAGGAGACACAAAAGGACAGUGGCAGGCCUGUGAAGGGCUGGGGGCCGCGGCAGCCAGACUGGGGCAAUAUGAGCACGCUUUGGCAUACUACAAGGCAGCGCUGGGCUGCUGUCAGGAGGAGUCGGAUUCUGUGCGGGACCGGCUGGUGGCCAAGCUGGCAGACGCCAUGAGGACCCACUUGGUGCAGGGUGAGGGGGAGGUGAGCGGAGGUGGCCCGCCGCCGAAACCGACACCAGGGCGGCCAGUGGCCAUGGCUGACUGGUCAUCCAGGUGGCCCCAGGAAACCUUCAGCAGGAACCCCAGAAGGAGAGCCCCCCGGUCUGGCUUCUGCACAGUCACAUGACCUGCACUGCACUGUCCGCAAUCUUCACCUCUGCAGCACGUCCCCUUACCCCACUUCCUGGCUUGUGGGGAUGGAGCCCUGCAUGG
Molecule: messenger RNA, 1466 nt
Organism: Ochotona curzoniae (black-lipped pika)
Lineage: Eukaryota; Metazoa; Chordata; Mammalia; Lagomorpha; Ochotonidae
Gene: TTC24
Product: tetratricopeptide repeat domain 24
Exons: 7
Coding region: 1-1380 (459 amino acids)
Molecular function (GO): identical protein binding
Source: RefSeq, a predicted model, not a curated record